AUGAUGGUGGGGCGAUGCUCUGGUCUCAUCAGAGUUUCUGCUUUGGAACGUGAGGAAAAGGCACACCAGCAACGCGGCUACGCCGCUCAACUUCAAGAGCAGCAAGCUGAAUUGGAACAAGCGAAGGCACGCAGGCAGCAGGAACAACGCGAAGAUCUAAAAAAUUAUGAAUGCGAGAGGAAAGUAGCAUCUCGACAACAUCAACCACAUCAAGAUGUAAAGGCUUCACUUCAAGCUUCUUCCCCCAAAAAUUUAAAUUUGGAGGCUCAUCGGCCAAAAGUUGAAUCACAGGAGCUCGAAGUACCAAUGAUAUCACCGGUUGAUGCCUUAAAUGCCCUGCAUAUCGUAGUUUCUGAGAGUUUGGCAGAAGUUUCAGAGUCUACAACUACACAAAACACAACAUCGAUACUUGCGGCAAGUUCAGUUUCUAAAAACCACACGCCGUUGAGCCCCGCGCCAUCAAUAUUUGAAUCCUUUAUUUUGGAGUUUGGCAAUGGGGCCACAUCAAGUGCAUUUUAUGAGAAUUUGACAAUCUUACAAAAACUUUCAACCGAGUUAGAAGCUGCGACAAUGCUGAGGCAUUUGGAGGCUCAGAAUUGCUACGUCAAGCCAAUCUUUCUUUGCCAAGAAGACUUACCGAAGGCAGCUAUAACUGCUAUGCAGCCUUAUACGAAAACCAAUGAUGACGAGGUCAGUCAAACCGAAGAAGGAACAACGUCAAUGUCAAGUAAUAUUGGAUCGCACUUAUAUAGCUCAAAAGUGCUCUUCGGCGAUAGGCUUUUCCUACAUGAUAAGACUACAAUAUCGUUACGUGGUCUUCUUCCAGACAAAACACAUGACAAAAAUCUUUUGGAGACUUCUGCUCAACGCGUAGAAGCUGAAGAUGAUGAAAUAGCUGCAACUAAUUGUUUAGAUGCUCGCAGCGAAAUGCUGCAGUUCUCAUUCUGA
Molecule: messenger RNA, 948 nt
Organism: Plasmopara halstedii
Lineage: Eukaryota; Oomycota; Peronosporomycetes; Peronosporales; Peronosporaceae
Exons: 5
Coding region: 1-948 (315 amino acids)
Source: RefSeq, a predicted model, not a curated record